AUGGACAUUGAAGUGGAAGUAACUGGCUAUAUGAUGGGACACGUGGCAGCGAAACAGCAGUGGAGUUUGAAGACCAUAUCAAUCCAAUCCUCUGCUUCAACUUCACAGAAAAACAGUAAUUUGACUCGCCAAACGUGCAGGUGCACCAAUAACUUCAACCUCUGUGUCACAUCUCUAGAAUCAGACCCUCAGAGUUUGAAAGGAGAUGUCAAAGGGCUCGCUCGCAUCAGUCUUCAACAAGUCCUGGUUAAAGCUAACCAAACAUUACAGACUGUAGGAAAACUGUUUAAUCAAACCCAUGAGUUCGAAUUCUUAGGAACAUGUAUUGAAGAAUACAACAAAGCUGUGUCAAUUGAACUACCAGGAGCAGUCAUUGCAUUGGAUUCCAAUGACUGUGGAGAAUCAAAAUAA
Camellia sinensis is the source of this 411-nucleotide messenger RNA. The record is from RefSeq and is a predicted model, not a curated record. NCBI's taxonomy places the organism in Eukaryota, Viridiplantae, Streptophyta, Magnoliopsida, Ericales, Theaceae.